Cutaneotrichosporon cavernicola is the source of this 1224-nucleotide messenger RNA. RefSeq lists its product as uncharacterized. The transcript has 3 exons. Lineage: Eukaryota; Fungi; Basidiomycota; Tremellomycetes; Trichosporonales; Trichosporonaceae. The record is from RefSeq and is a predicted model, not a curated record. Bases 1 to 1224 code for a protein of 407 amino acids.
AUGGUCCACCGUUCUGGACAAGCUCAGAGCUACCUCAGCUCCGGAAGCAACGGAACCGACCCUCCAACCCUCAAGUAUUCGGCUGACUCUAGCUUCAAUCAUACAAUGUUCUCGACUUCGACCUUGACUGUCCUGGCGGCUCUCGCUGCGGUCGUCACUCCCGUGUUCGGCCACAUGGAGAUGGUCAGCCCUCCCCCUUGGAACUCCAAGAUCAACCCUAACACGCCUCGCGAGAACAUUGACUACUCGAUGACCUCCCCUCUCGACCCGUCUGGUGCCAACUUCCCUUGCAAGGGCUACAACUCGGUCAUCGGCACGGACGCCGGCAAGUCGGUCGCCACUUGGGCCCCCGGCAGCACCCAGACUGUCUCCAUCGGCGGCACUGCUGUCCACGGCGGUGGCUCGUGCCAGCUCCUCCUCUCGUUUGACGGCGGCCACUCAUUCAAGGUCAUCCAGUCCGUUCUUGGCGAGUGCCCGACUACCCAGACCUGGGACUUUACCGUUCCCAACGACGUGCCAUCUGGUGACGCUGUCUUUGCCUGGACCUGGUUCAACCGCCUCGGCAACCGCGAGAUGUACAUGAACUGCGCCUCGGUCACAAUUAGUGGCGGCGGCGGCGGCGGUAACCAGUGGCGUCGCGACGAGGACGUCUAUACCAACUCGACCCGUCGUGGCGUCUCUUUCAACUCCGCCCCAGGCCCCUUCCUUGCCAACAUCGGCAACGGCUGCGGUACCGAGGAGGGCGGCGACGUCGACUUCCCCAACCCUGGUUCCGAGGUUUUGCGCCGUGGUGGCUUCAGCCCACGUGCUCCUACCGGCAGCUGUGCUGGCGGCUCUGGGCCAUCCAAGCCGGAGCCUUCGUCGGCCGCUCCUGAGUCUUCGUCGGCUGCUCCUGAGCCUUCGUCGCCGUCGUCGAACGGUGGCGAUUGGAACCAGCCCUCGGCCACGAACGGCGGUGAGUGGAGCCAGUCUUCCUCUGCGCCUGCCGAGUCGUCGUCGUCAGCCUCGUUCGAUGACGGCAAGUGGCACCCCAGUUCUUCGUCUGCUGCUCCCUCGCCUACGAUCUCGACUCCCGAGUGGGGCAACUUGCACAACAAUGGUACUUUCACGUCUACCGACUCGGCUGCCGCUUCGCCGUCCCCAACCAAGGUCAAGUGCAACCGCAAGCGCCGCGUCCGUCGCCACAAGAAGCGCAUGAGCCACGGCCAGGUCGGCACGUUCUAG